UCCUGGGACAUAGUUGAGGACGACGUCUUCAGGCACGGAUCAUCUGAGAGGUUGUUCUCUGUGUGUUGUGUACUGGACGUUAGUACUGUGUCAAGUACUUCACGACCGUACUCUAUGUCUUGAACUGGAGGACCGCUGUUUAAUGCAGUGUACUGGACAAAGCACACCUAGUAUCGCGUUCCCUGUGGGUUCUACAAGCCCAGCGAUAGGCAGCUCGUGGUUCUCUCCCUUGCAACAACUGUAUGUAGAACAAAGACAGCACAAACAUUAUAUAUUGAGGUCCCUAUAACCAGUAUCACUGAAGUAGAGUAGUGCGCUCCCCGGGACAUAGACAUGUAUAGCAUUCAACGACACAGCGCAGAGAUACUUAAGGCCCAGGGUAUAGCCUCCACCGAGUCAAUGGCGAGUGCUUCCCUUGUGUCAACUGUGUGCAGAAUUAAGCAGUACAGCAAAGAAGCAUUUAAGACCAAAGACUACACUGAGGCGCUGGUGCAGGCAGUAAGGGACGGAGACCUUUUUAGGGUGUUGGAGGCAAUCCGAUCCGGAGGGGACGUGAACGCCACCCUUCCCCGGGAUGACCGAGAAUUCCCCGCUGCUUCGCUGAUGGCUCUGGCCGCCGCCAAGGGCCAUACUCAUAUUGUGACUUGUCUCCUGGACGCUGGUCUGGACGUGAACAACAGAGGAGACUUCCCCUGCCCCCCACUCCAGUUGGCUGCACGCUUUGGUCAUGACAAAACUGUGGCAGCCUUACUGGCUGCUCGGCCUGACAUCAACGCUGGGGAUAAAUUUGGCGUGACGGCACUACACAUGGCGGCCAGAAGAGGCCACUUCGAGUGUGCGAGGCUGCUCGUCUUGGCCGGGGCGGACCUGGAUAUUCGGGACGUCUACAUGAGAACGCCUAUACACGGAGCUGUGGUCGGCGGGAGCUCGGACAUUGUCAAAUUAUUUCUGGAUUCUGGGUGUAACUACAAUGCUCUCAACGAUGCUUCCUUCACGGCCAUGCACGUGGCGGCCUUAAUGGGGAACGAGAAGGCUAUUCAAGAGCUCGUGCAGGCUGGCCUUAAGCUGGAGGAGCAGGAAGUACCUGGUUUGUCCCCGGAGGAGGUGGCGGAGGCCUGGGGUAAACACAACACCGCCUGGCUUAUUCGCAAAAUGGCCAAGCGCAGAGACAAGAGAGCGCGCACCCCUACCACCACCCUCAUGGAGAGGAGCUUGAUGGAAUAUGAGACAAGAGGGAAUGAUACCCUAAAGUGGGCACAGGAAGGCAACGUAAUUAAUUUUAUAGCCAAUGCUCCCCAUUUACCUAACGAACCCGUUUGCAAAGGUGGUAUAGACUUCCAUUACCAAGAUGCCGAUGGUCUCACAGCCCUCCACUGGGCGGCCAAGUUGGGCCUCAAGUCCAUUGUGUUGAAUUUAAUGGAGUUCUCUGGGGCCCUACCUACUGCAGUGACCUUUGACGGCAUGACCCCUGCUGACCUGGCCAGGCAGGCGGGUCACACUGAACUAGCCAACACCAUCACGGAGAUUGCUCAACCUCCUCAGGCAGGCGCGUCCGCUCCAGCGCUCUACAAGGAACUUCUGAUGGUGAUCAGCGCUGGUGACAACGUUGAGAAAGCCUCCCGGCUGCUGCGCUCAGGAGCGCCCCUCGAGCCCGUGGGGGACUUCUACACCAGCGCCCUCGUCCUCGCCGUCACCUGCAACAGGCCGUUGAUCCUGAGUCUUCUGGUGGCAGCAGGAGCACCACUCACCACCUGCUCGGGGGGCCUCUCCCUCCUCCAGCUGGCCUGGCGUUCACACGACGUUACCAUCCGGCUAAGAAUCCUAAUGACCAGAAACUUCCUGCACACACUCCAGAUAGAAAGGCGUCGCCUUAAGCCACAAGACUUUGCUCUUCGGGAGGGUAUUGACCACCUCGUGACGAGUCUGAGAAGUGAGACCCCUUGGCAGACCAGCUGGCCCCUUCAGGCAGACACUGACCUCACCUCACUCAUGGUCUCGGCUGCCACUAAUAACUGCCCUCUGACAGCAUCCUUCCUGAGGCAGGCGGGAGCCAAGUCCUUCCUGCAGGACCAGUCCGGCAUCACUCCUCUGCACGCGGCGCUGGACGCCCACCACUGGGACCUCGCCAGGUUGAUGGUCAAGCACAUAGGAGCCUGUCUCUACAUCCCGGACUCCUCAGGCAGGCUUCCCUUGGACAUGCUGCCCGCACACCAUAGAACACAGGUGGAGGAGAGCAUUUAUCAGCAAGAGAGACAACAAUUAGAAGAUUUGAUAGAGAAGGUCAAGGAUAAGGAAGAGAAAGACCAGCUUCACGAGGUUCUUGACCAGUAUGACUCUUUGUUUGCAAGUUACCGAACGAAUUCUCCAUUGAAUAAGACUCGUCUUCCUUCCGAAGCUUCAGCACGAGAACGCGCCGUCAACUCAUACGGUCUUCUGGUAUCUUGCCGGCGAGGACUUCUGCAGCUGGUAUAUCUUCUUGUCACCGUAGGAGGCCUUGACGUAGAUACAGUGGUCGACGAUACCCAUGACUCUACUGCUCUCCAUCAAGCUGCCGCCCAUGGCAACUCAGGGUGCUUGGUUCUGCUCCUAAGUCUUGGAGCAUCUGCUCUGAAAGCAGACCGAUACGGACAUACGCCAUCCCACUUUGCUGCCAUGUUUGGUCAUGGCACAACUUAUCAGCAGUUAGAGGUGUUCCUGGAGGACAAGCAGCCUGUCAGUGCUGCGGGAGCAACCCCAGCUGGUGUUAACUCUAACUUUACAGGCUACUUGCACCGCUACAUGAAGACUGAAGUCGAGCCCGAAGGCGUUCUGGUUUUCAAAAAGCCCUCCGAAGGAAUCAAAGAGCUCCUAAAUCUUGUUAAUAUUAGAGACAUGGCAAGUCAACUAAGUGACAUCAGUGUUGACUUCACUAAAGGUGAAGCUAAGGAGGUCAGGGAGGUCGUGACCCGAGAGGUCCAGCUUAUAAUGAACAAAGUGAGUGCUGCUGACAGUCUAUACGAGGGGAAGCUAACCACUGUAGGAAGUACAUCAGACGGCACACGCCUCUAUGCACCAGAUGAGUUCGACUUAAGCGUUGUGUUGUCAAACGUUCCUGGAAUUAAAGUGGAAAUAAUUGAGUUGGACCCUCAACAAGCUGCUCUGAAUGGACACAGAUUGAGAGUUCGUGUCAAGACAGACCAUCCAAGUCUUCAAGGGAAGACUUUGAUAAAUAACUUCUAUGAGUUAGUAAGGAAGUGUUUGGAGAUUCACACUAUCGAGAGCAGUCAGUUGAGCCUUGUGCCGCCAGGAGUGACCAGAACUCAGGUAGGUGUGGCACUGACACUUGCCUGGCAGGGCAAAGAGUAUCCUCUUUUGCUGAUUGGCAUAGACUUGGUUCCUGUAGUGGCUAUCCCCUGGCCAGCAGAGGUAAGCAGACCCCCACUGACUCCUGCUAACAUCAGUCAAGUGUAUCUGUGUAACACAGCCGACGGGGAGUGGCGUUGUAGCUUUGCUGGAGCCGAGGCAGAAGUCCUGAGCCAACUGGACUCCCAGGAGCGCCGGGUCUAUGUGGCCUGCAAGACUCUUCUCUCUCACCUGAAGGCUGAGCCCUGGAUGCCUCGAGAAGUAAAGGCAAACUAUACUUGGUGGGAUUCACGCAAGUGGAAAAUCAUGAUCCCAGCGGGAUUUGCUGUGAAGAACAGCUUCCUAAAUCAGUUGCAACGCAAACGCGAGGAGAAGAGAGAGUGGCGAGACGAGGACCUCUUAGACGUGAUCAUCACCAUCUUGAGAGACAUGUGUCAAGACUUCUGUGACCCAACAACCAACAAAGAAUCUUUAGUACCAUCCAAAGUUUACGCUUAUUUUGGUGGAGAGUUUGAGAAGCCCAAGACAGGAGAAGGUGCUCCUGAGAUUAUUAAGGUUCUCAAAGAACUAGGGUCAACAUCAUAGAGGCCUGGACAAAAUUACAUUUUUUUCAGGAUUCUUUUUUAGAAAAGAAAGCUAAAAUCCUGGAACUUUUGGAUGUUUCCCGGUAGUGUGCAGUACUCGUUAUUUUAUUUAGUUUAAGAACAGCUCUUUUUGCUGUGCUAAAACCAGUUAUGAAAUUAAUACUCAUAAUCCUGUAUGUUAUGGUAUCCUCUCUUCGAGAGGUUGCCUUAACUUUCACCAGUGAACUUUUUAACUUCAUAUGAAGUUGUGCCGUAAUCAUCAGCUUGACCUAUUUCAUUAUAGGCACUUUCAAUGUGGGGUGUUACGAGUUAUAAGUUCACGCAAGAGGAUGAUUUAUAUAUAUAUUCAAUCUCAUAUUUUUCUGCAUUAUCGAUAUUUGCAUAUUAAGGCUACAGCAACAUGUAGGCCUAACUUACAGGCAAGUGGUGAUGCAUUUGAUCAGUAACCUGCAAUGACAAGCUUGGAUAUAUUAUAAGGAUAUCCUCAUAAAUACCAGAGUACUUAAGGUAUUUAAGAAGUUCAUCCUGGCUGGUCUGAAGGGUGUAAUGACUAGACAUUCAAUGAUGAGUGUGUGUCAAUGAUGUGAGAGUGUCAAUGAUGUGAGUGUGUCAAUGAUGUGAGUGUGUCAAUGAUGUGAGUGUGUCAAUGAUGUGACUGUGUCAAUGAUGUGAAUGUGUCAAUGAUGUGAGUAUGAGAUCGACCCAUCCUCCAGAAAUCAUAGUUCUUAUAGUAACUAUUUGGUGGAACUUAUCAAUAUGUAGUGAUGGACCGCCAGUAACCUACUUUUUAUACUAUUAAUUUUUUAUAGUCUAAAAAAAGUUAAAAAACAAAACAAAGUUAAACACUCCUAGGUCUAUUAUAGCAUAUAUUUGUACUAUAUUAGGCCCAAGAUAACGUGUAUUAGGCCUAGGAUUGCUAGGAGAGGUUAAGUUUGGUCUUACAUCUACGAUGCACUAAAAACAAAAUUCCUGUUUGUCCAAAUUAAACUAUACAAAAAGUCGAUUUUCCGGUAGUCCAUCACUACGUACUGGUACUUUCCACCAAAUAGUUAUUAUAAAUAACACACAGAAAUCACAAUAGCGUGACGCAUCAAAUGAACAAAAGUUCGAACCUCUCGGACGUAGGUUCGAACACUCGUCACGGCCCUUGUGGAUUUAUUUAGUUAUUAUAAAUACUUUCAUGUUAGGAGAAUGGGCCGACGAGAUCGUGACUCAGAUCCAGCUCACAGAGUUUGCACCUGGAGUGCUCGGACUGGGAGAUCCGUCACCUGUAGCCACCUACCAUAUAUAACGGUGAACCCAAUCACUAAGUCGCGCUCUGUCGAUCUCAUUAGAAAACUGAUUACUAUAAGACGGUUGACAACCCACAUCGAAUAUAUUCCUAAGGAAUGAAACUUUAAAGGAAAUUGUGAAAAAGUGCUAUAUGCCAGGAUGACUAUGUAGAGCUCUUGAGCUCUUGAGGUGCUUCCGGGGCUUAGCGUCCCCGCGGCCCGGUCGUCGACCAGGCCUCCUGGUUGCUGGACUGAUCAACCAGGCUGUUGGACGCGGCUGCUCGCAGCCUGACGUAUGAGUCACAGCCUGGUUGAUCAGGUAUCCUUUGGAGAUGUAGGUGCUAGGAUAUGUGGCAUAUAGAUAUUCGAGGCUGUUGGGAUGUAAGUGCACUUUUUGUUUUGUUCUAUUGGUCAUCAAAGUAAGUGGUUGGUUGAGUUCUUGUAGCAUCCCGCAGAGCUUCACGUUAUUGCUGCUGCUUUGUGGACACUCUACUUCUGCAUUGCUCUGCCUCAUAACCCCACGGACCUUGGGGGAGAUUGAACGUCGACCUGUAGAAAGCGAGGCGGUCGUUAUACCGCCCAAUAAAAGUGAAUGAACUAAAAUACUCUAUAUAAACGAAGUACUCUUCUAUAAUGAGUAUAGAAGUACUAUAUAUUCUUGAAAUACAGUGAAGUACGCUAUUAUAAUUUCAAUUAUUCACAAAUACUUGUCUAUAAACUUAACGUAGUGAAGAUGAAGUAUUUCAAUCGUCAAAUUCAAUGUAUGAUUAAGCUUCGUUAAAUACUAAUCUAGGGUUUGGAUUUUUUUUUGUAAAUCCGAUAAGCUUUAAGUCAGCUGUCACUCAAGUACCUUUUCCUGUUGUCACUCAAGCAAUUGAAUAGUUUAUUAUGCAUCUUGCCCUACUUUACAAUUUAAUUUAAAACCAAUUAUAUUCUAGUGAGUCAGGAUGGUCCAUUUUACAAUUUUUUCUUGGUUUCUUAGUUUCCAUGUAUAUAAUCUACUGAUAUAUGAUACACGUGUCUAUUGUUUAUAUUCUUAGUUAAUAUAGGAUACACUUGUCUUUUGUUUAUAUGUUUAGUUGAUAUAUGAUACAAGUGUCUAUUGUUUAUAUUCUUAGUUAAUAUAGGAUACACGUGUCUGUUGUCUACUGUUUAUAUUCUUAGUUGAUAUAGGAUACAAGUGUCUAUGGUUUAUAUUGUUGAUAUGGGAUACACGUGUCUAUUGUUUAUAUUGUUAGUUGAUAUACGAUACAUGUGUCUAUUGUUUAUAUAAUAAGAGGUUACGGGAUGCACGUUUCUAUUGUUUACAUAAUCAGCUGAUAUAAGAAGCACGUGUUCAGUAUUUUUGAUAAUUCUCCAAGUUAAUCCUCAGACCACUGUUAUCUGAGAUACGGCAUUUAGAAGGUUAAUUACGCGUGUCGAGCUUCUAGCAAUGAUGUGGUUAGAUUGUAAACCUUGAUAUUAACCCCACAUGCACCAUAUCCAAGGGUUGCGUGUGUAAAUAGGACCUUUUUUUUAUAAAGGACAAUUGGUUAUCUAGGGGGGUCCACAGAUCAUCAUAGGGAAAAUUUACCCCUUUUUAGAAGAGUGACACUUGAUUUACAAAAAGAAAAGCUUCAUAUGGUUGCCAUUACUCUGAAAACACAUACGAAUGCCCCUCUUUCACAUAUGGUGUACUCCCGUUAACACAUCAAAUGUUUCUGUGCUUAAAAUUUAAUUUCAAAUGUGUUCCUUUUGGACCUUCUGCCCUGGGUCAUGUGGAUCGAUGCGCUCUCUAGUUUGUGUAUGUUGCAAGGCUGCCUUAGUGGCUAGAACAAUCUUGGAACAUAGACACUCUAGAGAAAACAUGGAACACACACACACACACACACUAGAGCAACCAUAGAACAAACACACUAGAGCAACCAUGUUGAUUUAGGAUACAAGUGAUAUAGGAUACACACACACACACUAGAGCAACCAUGUUGAAUUAGGAUACAAGUGAUAUAGGAUACACGCACACACACACUAGAGCAACCAUGGAACAUAUACACAUUAGAGCAACCAUGGACCAUACACACACUCUUGAUCAACUAUGGAACAUAUACACUUUUGAGCAACCAUGGAACAUAAACACAUUUGAAUAGCCUGUGAAAAUAUACACUCCAGAUCCACCUUGGAAAAUAUACAUAAUAAAGAAAGUAGAGUUGAGGGGAUAUAAACUCGUUGAGAACCAUUGGUUUUAUUGGUUCAUUUUGUGUAUCUCCUCCUGGUGCACCAUGGUUUCAUACAUACUAAAAAAUGUCAAUAAAAAUCAAUAUAUUUGUAAAGUAUAUAUAUAUGAAAGGCAUGAGUUUUUAAUGUGAUAAUUUUCAUUAUCUAUGGAGACUUUUGUACCACAGUUUAUAUAUCAUUAUAGGUUAUAUGUUUCUUUUGGUUACAUGUUACUUUUGUUUAUAUAUUUCUAUUGUUUAUAUAUUUGAUUUUUUAUAUAUUUCUAUUGGUUAUAUAUUGCUUUUGUUUAUAUAUUUCUAUUUUUCACAUUUGUUUAUUGUUUAUAUCUAUCUUUUGUAUAUUUCUAUUGGCUAUAGAAUUAUGUUCAUAUAUUUCUAUUGUUUAUAAAUUUUUAUUAGUUAUAUAUUGCUAUUGGAUAGGUUACUGUUGUUUUAGAUUCAGCUACUCGCAACAAAAGUUCCAAGUAGCACGGGCUAUGGUGAGCCCGUAGAGGUAUUUCUGUUGUUUAUAUAUUUCUGAUAGCUAUAUAUCAUUGUUUGUUAUCGGAUUUUAUUAGUAAUAUAUUAUUAUUAAUAAAACAACCAACUUUGAGAGCAACAACAGCGUGUU
Procambarus clarkii (red swamp crayfish) is the source of this 8020-nucleotide messenger RNA. NCBI's taxonomy places the organism in Eukaryota, Metazoa, Arthropoda, Malacostraca, Decapoda, Cambaridae. The record is from RefSeq and is a predicted model, not a curated record.